Argiope bruennichi is the source of this 1116-nucleotide messenger RNA. RefSeq lists its product as uncharacterized. The record is from RefSeq and is a predicted model, not a curated record. The coding region runs from base 1 to 1116 and encodes 371 amino acids. The transcript has a single exon. NCBI's taxonomy places the organism in Eukaryota, Metazoa, Arthropoda, Arachnida, Araneae, Araneidae.
AUGGCUCACUACAACAAAAGACACUCACAACACAUUCCCCUCUCUAGAAAUGUCACUAACUCACACAUUGCUCAUUCCCCUCUCCACAAAUGCCACUCACUCACACAUUGCCCAUUCCCCUCUCCACAAAUGCCACUCACUCACACAUUGCCCAUUCCCCUCUCCACAAAUGCCACUCACUCACACAUUGCCCAUUCCCCUCUCCACAAAUGCCACUCACUCACACAUUGCCCAUUCCCCCCUCCACAAAUGCCACUCACUCACACAUUGCCCAUUCCUCCCUCCACAAAUGCCACUCACUCACACAUUGCCCAUUCCUCCCUCCACAAAUGCCACUCACACAUUGCCCAUUCCUCCCUCCACAAAUGCCACUCACUCACACAUUGCCCAUUCCUCCCUCCACAAAUGCCACUCACUCACACAUUGCCCAUUCCUCCCUCCACAAAUGCCACUCACUCACACAUUGCCCAUUCCUCGCCACAAAUCAUUCGCUCACUGCCCCUUCCUCUCGCCACAAAUCAUUCGCUCACUGCCCCUUCCUCUCUCCACAAAUCAUUCGCUCACUGCCCCUUCCUCUCUCCACAAAUCAUUCGCUCACUGCCCCUUCCUCUCUCCACAAAUCAUUCGCUCACUGCCCCUUCCUCUCUCCACAAAUCAUUCGCUCACUGCCCCUUCCUCUCUCCACAAAUCAUUCGCUCACUGCCCCUUCCUCUCUCCACAAAUCAUUCGCUCACUGCCCCUUCCUCUCUCCACAAAUCAUUCGCUCACUGCCCCUUCCUCUCUCCACAAAUCAUUCGCUCACUGCCCCUUCCUCUCUCCACAAAUCAUUCGCUCACUGCCCCUUCCUCUCUCCACAAAUCAUAUUCACUCACUGCCCCUUCCUCUCUCCACAAAUCAUAUUCACUCACUGCCCAUUCCUCUCUCAACAAAUCAUAUUCACUCACUGCCCAUUCCUCUCUCAACAAAUCAUAUUCACUCACUGCCCAUUCCUCUCUCAACAAAUCAUAUUCACUCACUGCCCAUUCCUCUCUCAACAAAUCAUAUUCACUCACUGCCCAUUCCUCUCUCAACAAAUCAUAUUCACUCACUGCCCAUUCCUCUCUGCACAAAUCAUAG